Messenger RNA from Thelazia callipaeda (thelaziosis nematode), 576 nucleotides. The record is from the annotation of a GenBank genome assembly. NCBI's taxonomy places the organism in Eukaryota, Metazoa, Nematoda, Chromadorea, Rhabditida, Thelaziidae.
AUGGAUGGAUAUAAUAAAGAGAGUGAGGAGUAUGGUGCUUGUCCACCACUUUUUCCUGAAGAAUUGACGACUGGCGUGAAGGAAAUGGUUGUGAAGGAAAACACGAAAUUUGACAAUAUUUUCAAUUAUGUCAACAAAAUUUUUGCGGAUGCGGAAUGUAGAAGAAUAAUUUUCAGCGGAAUAGGGGAAGCAUCUGCAAAAUGUAUUUCAUGUGUUGAGGUGUACAAAAGGAAUUAUAAGGAUGGAAAGCUGUAUCAGUGGAAUAAAGUUGUAUUUAGGCAGAGGACAGAUACUUGGAAGCCAGUGGUGCCGAAUAUGCGUGUAUUGCUAACAUUUGUUGAUCUUCCAAGUAUUUAUAUUUUAAUUUCGAAAGAUCCUUUUCCAGAGCAAUAUAUAAAUGAAAGCUGUCAAAGUUCUAUCGAAAUACGUCAAGCAGAACUUCUAUCUCAGGAUUCUAAGUCCGAAGUACUUCAGUUUAGGUCACGGCAGCGAAAACGUAAACUUUUGCGUCUUUUGGAGCCAAACAGAUGGAAUAGGCCACUUAAAAAAGUAUCAAAAUUGCUAAAGAAAGACUAG